Oikopleura dioica is the source of this 1071-nucleotide messenger RNA. The record is from the annotation of a GenBank genome assembly. NCBI's taxonomy places the organism in Eukaryota, Metazoa, Chordata, Appendicularia, Copelata, Oikopleuridae.
AUGGCCGCAGAAGGCCAAAUGACUGGACAAACCAUGGAUCGUCUUCAAGACAAACAAGACCCGGAAACGGGCGAACCGAUGCGACCGACCUUCAAUUUCUGGAAAUAUGAACUCUACCUCGACGACCUCAAAAGCAUCGCCGGCCUUGUCCGAUUGUCCCAUUUUGCCCUGCUUCUGAUAAUGAUGAUUGCCGCCGUCGCCGGUGGAUCACCCGGAGCUCCGUUUAAGUUUCAGAUCUUCCUCUGGCUCGCUGGAACUGCAGCGAAUGCGUUUUUCUUGGUGAAUGAUUUUAGUACCAGCGGCGCGCCGGAUCAACUUGGAUCCUUCAAAUUCACCUUCGUCCGAAUGCUCGCUUAUUUCCUCCUCUUUCUCAUCACCGUCAUCACUUCCCUCGCCGCCUGGGGAAACAACGGAGGCAUCGGGGCUCUCCAAGCAGCUGGCGCAAUCGGUACCCUUGCUGGAAUCUCGUUUGGCAUCUCUGCAUUCUUCGCUUAUCAAGCUCACAGCGAGUAUAUGUCUGCCGAAGCAGAGCGAGAAGCUGAAGCCCAGAAAAACUCUGACUCAAAAACGAAGGCAGAAAAGGAAGCAGAGGGUCCUCCAAUCGAUCGAACUACGAAGCCGAAUACGAUUUCCGGAAAUGACUUUUCUGAUCUUCAUGGACAACAACACAUGGAGGGUGAUUUCAACACACUUGCUCACCGCUCUCAGAUGAAUUCGCGCGAACUGGAUUACGGUGAGCGCAUUGGAUACCGCGGUCAAAUGCAAUACAACGAGCCGUACGAAGGGUCGCACCCACAGAUUAUGGAUAAUCCGCAGCCUCUUGCCACGCUCAGCCAUCGAAAUGACGGUCUUCAACGGGGAUUUCAGCAGGAUGAUAUGAGAGGAGAUCCUUAUGGAAUGGACAUGGACCCGUACGGGCGGGAUUUCAGCACACUACCUCGCGACCAAACUCUCGGGGUUCGAGGAGGCUUCGAAAGCCACGACAACACCGACCUACAGUAUCCUCAAGACUUUCAAAACGACGCAAUGAUGCUUGCAAAACAUCGAGCGGGUUUCGGAGAUGAUCAAUAA